This is a messenger RNA of Amborella trichopoda, 2121 nucleotides long. RefSeq names its product Xanthine/uracil permease family protein. Gene Ontology annotation, biological process: transmembrane transport. Gene Ontology annotation, molecular function: transmembrane transporter activity. The record is from RefSeq and is a predicted model, not a curated record. Lineage: Eukaryota; Viridiplantae; Streptophyta; Magnoliopsida; Amborellales; Amborellaceae. Gene Ontology annotation, cellular component: membrane.
CGAUUCUCUCCUUGCCAUCCUGCGAAAAGGACACUCGCACAUUUGCUUUGCUUGGCUGUUGGACUUGCCCUCUCUCUCUCUCUCUUCCGUUUAAAGCGAUUUCGUAUCGAUGCUCUUCUUCCUUUUUGGGUUCUUCUUCUUCUCCUGUUUCUCUCUCUACCUCUGCGCUUCUCUCUCUCUUGCUCUGUUUACUUGGUGCCUGUAACUGCAAUGGCGGUGGCGGACAUCAGUCACCCUCCUAUGGACCAGCUCCACGACCUCGAUUACUGCAUCGACUCUAACCCCCCAUGGCCGGAAACAAUAAUUUUGGCCUUCCAAAAUUACAUCGUGAUGUUGGGCACAAGUGUCAUUAUCCCUACGAUGCUUGUGCCAUUGAUGGGUGGAACCUAUGAGGACAAAGCCCGGGUCAUACAAACUUUGUUAUUUGUGGCUGGAAUCAACACACUUCUUCAAGCAUUGUUUGGAACUCGGUUGCCAGCAGUGGUCGGUGGUUCCUACGCUUUUGUUAUACCAAUCCUCUACAUAAUAGGCGACUCGUCUUUUCAGAGAAUUCCCGAUAAUCAUGAGAGAUUCAUUCAAACCAUGCGAGCAAUUCAAGGAGCAUUGAUUGUAGCCUCGAGCUUGCAGAUCAUUAUAGGUUAUAGCCAGCUUUGGGGCAUCUUUUCACGGUUUUUCAGCCCCCUGGGAAUGGUACCUGUGGUUACAUUGGUGGGUUUGGGGUUGUUUGAGCAAGGAUUCCCUGCGGUGGGAAAAUGUGUGGAGAUUGGCUUACCAAUGCUUCUAUUGGUCGUUGCUUUUUCACAAUACUUGAAGCAUGUAAAGGAAGUUAGAAAUGUGCCAGUGUUCGAGCGCUUCUCAGUUAUUAUAUGUAUUACUAUCAUUUGGGCAUAUUCUCAUGUCUUAACUGCAGCUGGAGCCUACAGACAUAAGCCUCUGAAAACCCAAAUCCACUGUCGCACUGAUAGAUCUCACCUCAUAUACUCUGCCCCUUGGUUUAUGUUCCCAUAUCCGUUGCAGUGGGGUCCUCCGACAUUUGAUGCAGGCCAUACAUUUGCUAUGAUGGCUGCAGUUUUGGUGUCUCUAACGGAGUCUACAGGAGCUUAUAAAGCAGCAGCUCGUCUAGCGAUUGCCACUCCUCCUCCUGCUUAUGUUCUUAGUCGAGGAAUUGGGUGGCAGGGAAUAGGCAUACUGCUUGAUGGGCUAUUUGGAACAGGCACUGGUUCUACUGUAUCUGUAGAGAAUGUGGGACUUCUUGGGCUGACCCGGGUUGGGAGUCGCAGGGUUGUCCAACUUUCUGCCGCCUUCAUGAUUUUCUUCUCAAUCUUUGGGAAAUUUGGAGCUCUUUUCGCAUCCAUUCCCUUCCCCAUAUUUGCGGCACUCUACUGUAUCUUGUUCGGCCUUGUAGCAUCAGUUGGGCUCUCAUUCCUUCAGUUCACCAACAUGAAUUCUAUGAGGAACCUUUUCAUAACUGGGCUUUCCCUCUUCCUUGGAAUAUCAGUUCCCCAAUACUUCAACGAAUUCUGGGCUUCUGCCCGUCAUGGUCCUGCCCAUACGCAUGCAGGCUGGUUUAAUGCUUUCUUAAACACGAUCUUCUCGUCUCCACCAACAGUUGGAUUGAUAGUUGCUGUUACUCUCGACAACACUUUGGAAGUGGAGAAGUCAAAGAAAGACAGGGGUAUGCCAUGGUGGGUGAAGUUUAGAACUUUUAGAGGAGACAAUCGGAAUGAAGAAUUCUAUACAUUACCCUUCAAUCUCAACAGGUUCUUUCCACCCACAUGAGUCUUUGGCACUAAACAAAUCAGCCAAUGAUUAUGGGCUGCCUUUUUUGUAUUGUUAUUAGUGAUGGCAAGAUGGGUUCGGUAAGGGAGAGCUAAUUUAAUGUUUUUAGGAGAUUUCGGCGCAAGGCCUCAUCUCCUUGGGGACUGAAGAAACUCUUUUGAUAGCUAAGCCUCUGAAUUCAACACUGAUCAUUUUUUCCUUUGCAUCAUGUCGUUGAUGUUGUUGCUUGUGUUGCAAGUGUAAUCAAAUUUGUUGGCCUUCCAACAAUGUGUAAGAGAAACAUGAGCAGCAGCUGAAUGUAAUAUUCUAAGUUCUUGGUGUUGUAACAAAAUUUACAGAGCA